Cutaneotrichosporon cavernicola is the source of this 831-nucleotide messenger RNA. RefSeq lists its product as uncharacterized. The transcript has 3 exons. Bases 1 to 831 code for a protein of 276 amino acids. Gene Ontology annotation, cellular component: nucleolus. Gene Ontology annotation, biological process: small-subunit processome assembly; endonucleolytic cleavage in 5'-ETS of tricistronic rRNA transcript (SSU-rRNA, 5.8S rRNA, LSU-rRNA); endonucleolytic cleavage in ITS1 to separate SSU-rRNA from 5.8S rRNA and LSU-rRNA from tricistronic rRNA transcript (SSU-rRNA, 5.8S rRNA, LSU-rRNA). The record is from RefSeq and is a predicted model, not a curated record. NCBI's taxonomy places the organism in Eukaryota, Fungi, Basidiomycota, Tremellomycetes, Trichosporonales, Trichosporonaceae. Gene Ontology annotation, molecular function: RNA binding.
AUGCCCGCAGAACGCACGACCCGCACCAAACCCAGGGCGAAGACGUACGCGCUCCCUCCGAUCGCUGGGGCUGGCGACGACGCGGACGUUCACGCGGCACGUACAGUCACGGUUGGAGCGAUUGAAGACAAGGAAGGGAAAGGGGAAGGGGAAGAGGAUGCGCCGGUGGACAAGGUGAAGAGCGCCAAGAAGAAGGGCAAGAAGACGGCGGGAAUUGUUUACAUCUCCCGCUUGCCGCCUGGGAUGACACCGCAUAAGGUGCGGCAUCUUAUGGCCAAGUGGGGUGAAGUGGGGCGGGUUUAUGCGCAGCGGCGCGAUGCCGUGACGGGGUAUAAUCCCGACCACCAUAAGAAGAAGGAGAGGCAUAAGAGUGCAGACUUCACCGAGGCUUGGGUCGAGUUUCUGGAUAAGAGCGUGGGGAAGACCGUGGCGCAGAUGUUGAAUGCGCAAGUCAUUGGAGGGAAGAAGGGUGAUCGAUGGCGCGACGAUAUUUGGACAAUGCGAUACCUCUCCGGUUUCAAGUGGGAGAUGCUGGGUGAACAGGUCGCAUACGAGCGGCAGGUACACCAGUCGCGCGUGCGGGCCGAGAUGCAGCGCUCGCGCACCGAGCAGAACGCGUACCUCCAGAACGUCGAGCUUGCGCGCGUGCUCAAGAAGCGCGCGGAUCGGGCCGAAGAGAAGCAGGAGGGGGCCAAGGAGGGGCCCAAGGAGAAAGAGAAGGACAAGGGCAAGGACAAGGCGAAGCGCGCGUACCGCCAACGCGAAGUUGUGGACAAGGCGCACGGGCUCGCGGCCAAGGGAAUGGACGAUGUGCUGGGGAGCUUGUUCUAG